Messenger RNA from Oncorhynchus kisutch (coho salmon), 3464 nucleotides. It is a transcript of the gene peds1b, whose product is annotated as plasmanylethanolamine desaturase 1. NCBI's taxonomy places the organism in Eukaryota, Metazoa, Chordata, Actinopteri, Salmoniformes, Salmonidae. Gene Ontology annotation, molecular function: oxidoreductase activity. The transcript has 5 exons. The record is from RefSeq and is a predicted model, not a curated record. The coding region runs from base 195 to 1157 and encodes 320 amino acids.
GCCUGAUUCUUACCAGAGCGGACCGAGAUAGAUAUCAGAUUCAUGAGCACGGAAGCGUACACCUUUGCCAGGCGCAAGCGGCUUGUAAAACGAGCGCGCUCGAUCAUUCAUAAAGGCGUGUAUCUUGUUAUGUAGUUCCUCCCUAUAUCUGUUGGUUUCCUGGCUGUGGAAAGGGGUUGAACCAGAAGUGGAACAUGGCGAGAAUGGUAAACGAAAACGGGUGUGGACAAGAUUUACAGAGCACAGAGCUAAAUGGAGCCGGUCGAGGUACAGCGCGGUGGGGUCCCCAACACGCAGGGGCUCUGGAACUUGCGAAUUUGUAUUCGCCAGGAAAAAGAUGUCAGGAAUGGAUUAGUGUUGUCCUCUGCUUCUCUCUCAUGGCCUUCAACUUUUGUCACCUCCUUGUUAACUUCCACCUGGGUCAUAUGUGGUACAUCCUUUUGGGCAUUGUGGCAGGAAUACUGACUGCAGACUUUGCCUCGGGUCUAGUCCACUGGGGGGCUGACACCUGGGGAUCUGUGGAGCUACCCAUCGUUGGAAAAGUAGGAGAUGCAUUUGCUAACGUGACUGGAUUUGACAAGAUAUUGUUCCCAAAAUGUGUGUUGUCGAAUUGUUGUCUUGACUUUCUGACUGUUUCUCCUGUUAUUUUGAAUCCACUUUCUGAUAUCUUGCCCCAGGCCUUUAUCCGACCAUUCAGGGAGCAUCACAUUGACCCUACAGCCAUAACCCGCCAUGACUUCAUUGAGACAAAUGGUGACAACUGCAUGCUGACCCUGGUCCCAUUAGCACACAUGGCUUUCAAUUUCCUCACCCUCUCGCCUGCGGAGCACUAUCACAACUACCCCUGGCACUGCUAUGUGAUGGCACUGGCCAUUUUCGUUACCCUAACCAACCAGAUUCACAAGUGGUCGCACACAUACUUCGGGCUGCCAGGCUGGGUGGUCUUUCUGCAGAACUGCCACAUCAUCCUGCCCCGCAAGCACCAUCGCAUCCAUCACGUUUCCCCCCACGAGACAUACUUCUGCAUCACCACAGGCUGGCUGAACUAUCCCCUGGAGAAGCUGGGGUUCUGGUCUAGGCUUGAGGAUCUGAUCCAGAGUGUGACUGGGGAGAAGCCCAGGUCUGAUGAUCUGAAAUGGGCCCACAAAACCAAGUAACCAUGCAGACUGGCUGCAUCGCUACCUCAGGAGUAUUCAGUCUCUUUCUCGCCUAACUCCAGCUAUAAUCAAUAGGAGACACCAACAUAAGGAUCUGGUUUCAGAGAUGCCAUAUAGCUUUAAACCUUGCACAUUUUGUCUGGUUCUAACCAUGGAGUGUUUUGUCAAGGGCCCAGGGGUGUUUUCUUAACCCACUGUGGAAAUCUGAGUGGGAAGUGCUUUUUGAAAUAACAUUUUGAAAGCACUAAUACAUUGCAAUACUUUCUCAACGCCUCAUCUAGCUCUUUAUUUCUGAUCGUGUAUGUCUAACUUGACUCAACCUUUCUUGAGGUGUAACACUAAAGCCAUUGUCCCCAAAGGGACAGUCAAAUAUUUUUUUCAUCCACUUUACAGACUGAAAAUGCUAAAAAAAACGUACAACUUUAAAUGAAAACUCAAAAUAUCCCAACCAGAAAUACUUGAAGGAAACAGUGUGCUUUUUUUCAGCACUUAGUGUUUGUUAUUCGUCACUGUUUGUUAUUCGUCACAAAAAAUCUGGUCAUCUCUCACUGGGUAGCAUGGACACAGUAUUUUGUGUCAAGGACUGCCUAUUACCUUAAUUUCCUAUUCAUAGUUGAUGCUGGUUAACAAUAAUUCGCCUACCUAAGAUAUUUUUGCUUAACCUUUAUAGUGCAGUGCUGGCUUACAUUUAGUCUACAUCCAAUCGACGUAACUGCUAUGUUCGUCCAGACUUCUCAAACCGCCUUAACAAUCACAGAUGCAGUGAUCUCCUGCCUUUCAUUUCACUUCUCUAUUGCAGAACCUAUCAUGUAAUGCUUCUGUUCUUUUCAACCAGUGGUUUUCUGUCUUAAAUUUGCAAGUAUCCAUACAGUCUUUCUCAAGUAAUUUGCCAAUCUUUUUUUUUUACACACCACACACCCUUUUUACAUCCCAGAAGCAUGGAAGUGGUGAAACACAUUACCCUUCAGUGAUAUUGCCAAUAUAUCUGCCGUCUAACAAUGCCAAGCAGGCUGCAGUGAUGGCCUAAUACUUUGAGUGCAGUAGAAGAGUAAUCAAAAGUGAUGAAUCAUCAUAUUUAGCAAAAUACCUGAAAUGAAAGUGCUUUGUGUGUAUGCUCUAGUAAUCAUGUUUGUAAAUGAACUGUGCAGCAGAUACCUAUGCAGUCUGACUGGUGGUGAACCUGAACCUUGUGUCUUAACUAUCUUAACCUAAAACAAAUUGUCUGGUUGGCUAUAAAUGCUAUUUAUGUUCUUAAAUUCCCUUAACAUAGACAUUCUUUCAUUAUAAAAGGCACACUAUUACCUCUCUGCGUGUGAUAUUUAUUGUCAUUGUCACAGACCAAACCGUUGACGUACAAAAUGAAUGACUAAGGUAAUUGUGUGGGAGUUCUUUCAUAAUGAAUUCAACUCUGGGGCUUUUAUUUCCAGCACCAAAAACCAGUGGUGGUGUGCGUGUUAUUCUCCCAUAUAAAAUUGGGAAAUCAUUUAUAUAUUUGAAAAUAGUUCAGCUUGGGAAGAAUAAAGGCUGUACACAAGAACACUGGUCUCAAAUUCCCUAUUCAAAGGUGUGUGUGUGUGUGUGUGUCACACUGACUUAUAAUACUGUAUACAUGCAUGCAGGUUGGCUUAUGCAGGCAAUAUGUAGGAUCACCAGCCUUCAUCACUGUUUUCAUGUAACUAAUUAAUCACUUGAUAGUGGAAUGAAAUCAACCUGCUGUAUGUGAGCACUUGAGUUUGUGAAGUUUCGCUAUUGUUCAGUAAUGUUUUUUUUUUUGGGGGGGGGGGUGAACCACCCAAAUUGUCAAUUAAUUUUAAGUGCUAGGCUUACUGUAAUGUGGCAUUUGCAUUCAUAGUUAUGAAGUUUUUUAAAGUGUCAAAUUAAACUAGCUCCUGUUUUAUUCAGAUGUCAAAAUUACUUUACUGAAAGUUAACAAAGGUCCUUAUUCUUCUGACUCAGUUCCUAUAUUUCUCAAUUGUAGGUCAGCAGAAAAAUCCCUGCAGAGUUUGUUUUAUUAUAAGUAGGAUAUUGUAAAAGCUGGGAAAGUGAUGACAUUUUGUUUCACUACCACUGGUUCUAUUGGGAGUGAAUAAUUUCAGUCAAACCCAACCAGGUUGAUGUAUGAAUAUCUUGUUAUCAUCCUUCGAAUUAGUAUAUUGUUGGCCAGAAACAUUCAUAGAUCAAUCAUGAAAUAACAUUCUGCUCAAAUGUGUUGUUUUGGUGCAUUUAAUGGAUAUGGUCUUAUGGGUCCUAUUAAAAAUAAAUGGCUGCCAUUAUCCCCGUGGAAGCAGAAGUGGUGACGCAAACUAU